AUUAAAUAUAAUAAUCAAAUAUCGAGAAGAAACAUACUAACUUUUAUUCUAAGUUUACAUCAAAGUUUACAUAACCAUUGAAAGUAAAAUCCACAAUGUAUUUUUGUACUAAAAUUGUCUUUAAAACGGUCGGAAGACGUUUUUUGUCAACUAACAAGUUUCGAAGUGUUACGCAUUGCAUUUUUGAUAUGGAUGGUCUACUCUUGGAUACAGAACUUGUCUACAAGAAAAUGGUCACUCAGCUGUGUGCGGCAUAUGGACAUGAAUACACUGAUGAUCUUAUGAUGAAGGUUUUAGGAGGAACUGAGCAGCGUUUGUCUGAGAUUCUGUGCAAGGAAUUAAAUCUACCAGUAUCUGCAGAACAAUUUAGAAAUCAAUUGCUGGAACUAGGUGAUACAAUGCUUGCUGGCCCUCCUCUGUUAGAUGGGGCAGAAAAAUUAAUAAGGCACCUGCACAAAAGUAAAGUUCCAUUUGCAUUAGCAACCUCCUCUAGUGAAAGAUCUGUGGUUACUAAAGUAGCUGCACAUAAAGAGUUGUUUAAGUUGUUUAACCAUAUGGUCAUGGGAAGUAGUGACCCAGAAGUAAAAUUUGGAAAGCCAAAUCCAGACAUAUUUCUAGUUGCUGCUGCGCGAUUUCCUGAUAAACCACACCCAUCCCAGUGCUUGGUCUUCGAGGACUCUCCACACGGCGUCACAGCGGGAAUUUCAGCUGGCAUGCAAGUGGUUAUGGUGCCCGAGCCCCAUUUAGAUAGAAAACUGACUGAACAUGCUACCAUAGUUCUUCCUACUUUGUCUAAAUUUCAACCAGAUCUAUUUGGAUUACCAGCUAUGCAGUAAAUAAUGAGACG
Messenger RNA from Cydia amplana, 847 nucleotides. Its product is annotated as probable pseudouridine-5'-phosphatase. The record is from RefSeq and is a predicted model, not a curated record. Gene Ontology annotation, molecular function: phosphatase activity. The transcript has 4 exons. Bases 96 to 836 code for a protein of 246 amino acids. NCBI's taxonomy places the organism in Eukaryota, Metazoa, Arthropoda, Insecta, Lepidoptera, Tortricidae.